AGAAUCAUUUUCCACUCUAGUAAACACACAUUUGACACUUGAAUCGACGCGACGGUGAGUAAAGUAGUUCAACAUACUGUAAUACUACGUUAUCGAUUCUCGCUGGAGUCGCGUCAGUACAGCUGUUUCGUGUAGGCAUGAUACAUCGCUUUCGAAGCAUCUCGAAGUAAUCUUUGGAACUACUUUAUAUGACAAAUCGUACCGUCAGUGUAUUAUUGAUAUAUAGAUAUCGACGAGAGUACGUAAUAUGCGUGUGUACAGUGGAGCGAUAACAAAUUAGCGAUAUUCCACAGUACCAUUUCGUAACACAAUGACGGCGGCUGGAAAUUACGCGUUACAAAAAUUCAACGCCGGAAUCAUAUUCGCGUGCGUGCUUGGUCUCGUUUUUUCAUACUACGCUUACACCGUGGAGGUCAAAAAGGAGCAGAAUGAUUCGUACCAACCGCUGUGCGACAUCUCCGAGCAUAUAAGCUGUACCAAAGUGUUUAUGACUGAGUAUGGCAAGGGAUUCGGAUUGUUUCCAAAAGAUUCCGUGUUUAACAUUUCAAAUCCUAUAUACGGUUUAAUGUUUUAUACUCUGAUCACAAUUUUAAGUAUGAUUAAUAAUUACACCUUUUCGGCCGCCACUGUUAUUCUGGGAAUAAUCUCUAAUAUUUUAUCGAUAUACUUAAUCCAUAUAUUAUAUCUACAAAGAGAUAUCUGCGUUGUGUGUAUUAGCAUGUACAUUAUAAAUGUGGUGAUCACAUUUCUCGCUAUCAAAAAAUUCCGAAAAUUCCAAAAAUUUACCUCAGGCGAUACGCAUAAAAAGGUGAAAUAAAAAUAAAA
Mycetomoellerius zeteki is the source of this 825-nucleotide messenger RNA. It is a transcript of the gene Vkor, whose product is annotated as Vitamin-K epoxide reductase. The coding region runs from base 311 to 817 and encodes 168 amino acids. NCBI's taxonomy places the organism in Eukaryota, Metazoa, Arthropoda, Insecta, Hymenoptera, Formicidae. Gene Ontology annotation, biological process: peptidyl-glutamic acid carboxylation; vitamin K metabolic process. Gene Ontology annotation, molecular function: vitamin-K-epoxide reductase (warfarin-sensitive) activity. The record is from RefSeq and is a predicted model, not a curated record. The transcript has 3 exons.